GCAUGCGCAGUGUGGCUUGUCAGCUACUUCCUGAUGCAGAUUGGGUCACCGCCGUUCCGGGAGCCAACGUAACAUUUUUACUUUUUGUUUCGUAUCCCACUUAAAUGGUCGGAUUUUACCGGAGACGUCGUAUCAAAUAAUCUUUGUUAAGAUUGAAAUAGUCGAAGCCGACUUUCCCAAAUUAUCACUUUAGCUGAACACAGACAACGUAGCGACGUACAACACGGCAGCACCACGAGUUUUUCCUGCCAGAAUGUGUAAAGUCGGAAUCCUGAGAGAGUUAGUGAAACAGCGGCUAAAUGUGGCCGUCGAAGAGAUCUUCGGACUCGUCGAGAGUGCCGUCGCGGAGUACGAAGAUGAACUUUGUCGUACCAAAGAGGAGAACGAGCGACAACGUGAGCUGCUCGAGAAUGUUUGCAAGCAUCAUCAAGCUGGACUGCCCCCUGCAGACAUCCAGCAGGUGUUGGUGGAGAGUCGAGCGGAGGUUCCUUGUGACUCUAAGCAGGAGCAGCAGCAGCAGCAGGCGGAGCCAACGGAGCCUCCCUGCAUUAAAAAGGAAGAACUGGACGAAUGGUGCAAUCAGGAGGAAGCCGCCAUCAACACAUUGCCGGUGAGCGCCGACCCCGUGAAGAGCGAAGAUGGCGUCGUACGCAGUCAAAAUGCACCGGAGCCCGCGAGCACCGACCCAUUUGCUCCGGUGUCCGAUAUGGACGAGGCGACGUCAUCUGACGCCGAACGCGACGCUGCCGCCAAACCAGCGAAGGCUAAGAAGAAGUUGAGAAGACGUACGAAACGUCACAAUAACGACGACAACGACGACUUUAAGUGCCCGAAGUGCGGGAAGACGUUCGGCCACAAGGGCAGCUUGAAAAACCACAUGAUCACACACCCCGGAGAGAGACCCUUCGCUUGUUCCUAUUGCGACAAGAGAUUCUCCUUGAAGCAUCAUAUGCAGAGCCACCUGAAAAUCCACACAGGGGAGAAUCCUUUCUCCUGCUCGGUGUGCUCCAAAGGCUUUGCCGACAAGUACAAACUGAUCAUGCACACGAGAACGCACAUCGCCGUUAAACCCUUCACUUGCGACAUUUGUAAAAAGAGCUUCUCCAGCAGGAAAUGCCUCGCGUUGCACGUCACGACGCACACGGGGGAGGGAACGAGUCGUCCGGCAGACGGCAAUUCGCGAGGAGGAGACGGGCCCGCGAAAAAAAAGCCGCAGAGCAACAACAAAUUCGGGAAAUUGUUCAUGUGUUUUGAGUGCGGCAAAUCGUUCGUGCAUAAGGGCAACAUGAACCGGCACUUGCGAACGCACACCGGGGAGAAACAUUUCGCUUGCCCCGUUUGCAUCAAGAGAUUCCGGGACAAUUCGGAAAUGAUCAAGCACAUGAUGGUGCACACGGGGGAGAAACCCUUCCCCUGCUCCAUUUGCACCAUGCGCUUCCGUUACCGGCCCAGCUUGAUCAAGCACCUGAAAAAACACUCCGAGGAGAAGCAUUUCAUUUGCACGGUUUGUAGGAAGAUCUGCUCCAGUUUGGCAUCGCUCUUAUUGCACACGAGAGAACACUCGUCCGACACCUCCGGUCAAGACCCAAUCACGGAAGCCGACUUGCAAGAAUUCACCAAUGUCGAGGCAACGGAGCAAUCUCCCGAGGCGGGCGCCAAAGAACCCCCGAAGACGCGCGAUGACCCCAAAGAUGUCGACCCAAAGCGUCAUCGCUGCUUACAGUGCACCAAAACCUUCCACCGCAAGUUUCACUUCAUUCGCCACCUGAAAACGCACACCGGGGAGAAACAGUUCAGCUGCUCCGUCUGCCUCAAAGUCUUCUCUAGAAAGUGGGACAUGAAGACCCACAUGCUCAUGAAGCACACGGACGAAAGGCCCUUCGCCUGUCCCGUCUGCAACAAAGGCUUCGCCACGAAGAAGUACAUGACCUUGCACAUGAGGAGACACAGCGGGGAGAAACCCUUUGCCUGCCUGCUGUGUCCCAAACGCUUCAAAACCAAAGCGGAGUUGGAGAGGCACAUGAGGACGCACAAGGAGCGGAUGACGCGUGAAGCUUCGGGACCUUAAGAAAUCCUUUUGACGUCGCACACAAGCAUUGAAAUGAACGUUUUGUAUUUGAAGGGUGAUAUACGGCGACUUCCGCUCUUUGUGAAAUACUUAUGAUUGCCAACAUUCAUAGUUUAAAGACACAAAUAGACAAUCAUUGAUAGCUUCACAACACUUCUCAUUUCAAGAGACUAACAUGAGAAUUUAAGAACUUUAAAGUGUUGCUAUUAUGUAAAUAAAGUAUACCGUCAAGUAAAAGGUAUCUCUA
This is a messenger RNA of Hippocampus zosterae (dwarf seahorse), 2315 nucleotides long. Its product is annotated as gastrula zinc finger protein XlCGF57.1-like. The record is from RefSeq and is a predicted model, not a curated record. Gene Ontology annotation, molecular function: RNA polymerase II cis-regulatory region sequence-specific DNA binding; DNA-binding transcription factor activity. Gene Ontology annotation, biological process: regulation of transcription by RNA polymerase II. NCBI's taxonomy places the organism in Eukaryota, Metazoa, Chordata, Actinopteri, Syngnathiformes, Syngnathidae. The transcript has 2 exons. The coding region runs from base 254 to 2068 and encodes 604 amino acids.